Molecule: messenger RNA, 1303 nt
Organism: Girardinichthys multiradiatus
Lineage: Eukaryota; Metazoa; Chordata; Actinopteri; Cyprinodontiformes; Goodeidae
Gene: il12ba
Product: interleukin 12Ba
Exons: 9
Coding region: 147-1214 (355 amino acids)
Molecular function (GO): protein binding
Source: RefSeq, a predicted model, not a curated record
CUUAUGUCAUAAUACGAGUUGUGGUAGGACCAAAAUGCAGAGAAGUACUCCAGGAAACACGGAGAAUGAAGUAAAGGAAACUGAUAGAAGCCUAUAAAACUGAGAGAAAUAUAGAAGAGCCAUCAAACCUGGGGCUUGGUGGCAAGAUGAAGCUGUUUGUUUUCAGCAUCAUGUGUGCAUUUCUACAAGUCAGUUGCCAAAAUCCUCGGAGCCACUGGACUCUGCUGCCAAACGUUCUGGUCAUGGAAGUGGAUGGCACUCUGGGCCAACAGCCAAUUAGCUGCCUGGAGAUGCCAGAGGACAUUGAGAGAAGAGGCUACCACAGCCAGGAUAUCAUUUGGAAGAAGAACGGAAUAAAGGACACGCAAAGGGGUAACUUGUACCUGGUGCGGUUACUGGAAAGCUUAGGAGGGGGCAACUACACCUGCCACAGCGGGGAUGGAUCCCUCCUAAAUUACACCGAGGUCCUGAUCCGGCAGGAUGAAACCAAGAGAAGGAGGAUUCUUGUUAAAAACAAGCAAGAUGAUUAUUUGAAGUGUUCCACUCAGAACUACAAUGGGGAGUUUCACUGUUCUUGGACAUGGCACAGAAGUCGUGUUGGCAAAGCUGCAUUUAUCAAAGCUCGACGAGUUUUGGAUGAUCAUAACAGCCACUGCUCUAUGGACCCCAGUCGCCACCAGUGGAUGUGCUCCUCAGCUCAGAGUAACUUCAGCUGCUCUGUGGAUGACAGUGGGUCCGGGAUUUCCUGCCUGGACCAGCAGCACUGCCCAUAUGCUGAGGAAAGACAACAGAUCCACGUCACUGUCUUUGUGAGGACGGACGGGUUUUUGCUGGAGAGCUACUCUAAACGAUUUUACUUGUCAGAAAUAGUGAAACCAGACAAAGUACGGAUUGGUAAGGUCAACAAAACGGUAGUAGAGUGGAGUUACCCAAGCUCCUGGAACAGGCCCUCCUCCUACUUUCCGCUCACCUUCCAGAUUUCACAGCUCAGGGGUCGAUGCAGAAAGUGUGAAAACCCAUGCACACACUUAAAAGCUUCAAAAACAGUGUGCUCCACCGACCUUUGCCAGUUUGAAGUGAAGCACAGAGUUAAGGCUGUGUGUGUCAGAGCUAAGGAUGCUCUUUGUGACUCACAGUGGAGCGAAUGGACGCAGGUCAGAAUGAAGAGAGGCAGGAAAAACAGAAAGAGGAUGCAUCAUCAAAAAUAUAUAUAGGGAAUGAGAAAGGAGGAUUACAAUGGACAUCUCAUACUGUUUAUUCUGAUUUUAACUUAUUAAAUAAUGCAGCAUUUGUAAGAUAUGUU